UUUCUUGAAGGGUUGAUGCACUAUUAAAAAGUGCAAGGGGAGCCUCUGGUCACACCCCCCCCAAUGCCCAUUUGCAAAUGCUGGCCUUGGUAAUCAGAAGGCGCCCCCACCCCUAAAGCACAUUUCAUACCGGGGAGCAAAGCCCUGUUGGACUCCCUGGCACAAGUAGGGGUAGGACUGAGGCCGCAGGGCUUGCAAGGAGGGAGGGGGCCUCACCUGCAGCCUUUCAGCCCAGGCUCCAAUCAGCAGGACCUUGAAGGAAGGAAGGGAGUGAGCCGGCCAGCCAGCCUGCCUCCCUCCUGCAUAAAAGGGGCUCAGCUCCAGGCCCCUCUUUUAAGGAGGGAGGGGUGGAAGAUUUGGGGACUGCUGAACAUGGCGGCGGCACCAGCCAGGAAUGCCCCGGCUGCCUGGCAAAGUAGCCUCUCUGCCAACUCCAGGCCCCGCCACCCGCCCACCCUGACCAUGGUGAUCGAGGCCAUGAAGGUCCUCAACGAGAGGAAGGGGGUCUCGGCUGUCGCCAUCAAGCACUACAUCCUGAACAGAUACCCGGAGGUCGACCCGAUACGGCUGAAGUAUUACCUGAGGGUGGCCUUUGCCAAAGGGAUGGAAAAGGGCUACCUCGUCCGGCCGCUCAACUCUUCUGCGCGGGGGGUCACGGGGAGGUUCAAGUUAGGCGCACAAAAGCCAAAGUCCCGGAAGGGCGAAAAAAAGGAGGCGGCAGCGGCGGCGGCGGCAGAAGAGCUGCCACCUUUGGACGGGAAAACCGCAUCUAAACCGACGAAAGCAGCAAGGAAGCCUAAAGCCAAGGCAGCAGCUGAGAAACUAGGACGCAGAGGCAAGAAGGAAGGGCCAGCUUCUGCAAGAGCCGAGGGGGAGGAAAAGAAGUCUGCAAGCAAGCAGUCCAAGGCAAACGCUGGCGAAGGCCCAGGUAAAGCUCCACGGAAGGAGCGAAAGGGAAAAGCCUCCGAGGGGAAAGAAGCUCUGAAGAAACCAAGCGCUCCCAAAGCGCCACAGGAAAACCCGCCCAGUGCCCCCAAGAAGGCGGCCCCCAAGGAAGGCAAGAUGGGGGCCAGAGCCAAGGCUCCCACCAAGGCAGAGGCCAGUGACAGAACCAAGCUACCGCCACCUCUGCCGGCCGAGAAAGACAAAGCGGCAAAGGAGACCAAGACUGGAGAGGGGGUGGGCAAAGCCAAGGCUGGGGGGCAGGUGCCAAAGCCCUCCAAAGCCAAGGGGAAGAAGGGGGCAGCCGGCGGGCCCAAGCAACUCCCUGAGGAUGCCUGAGUGGGCCAUGCAACGGGGGCAGCUGCUGCUGCAAAGGGCAACCAGUUGCCAUGGGCACCCCUGUCUCCCCCCCCCCCGCUGGCCGGCAGAUUCAGAAGCGAGGGAGGGGUGGAUGUCCAAAAUGUCUCCCUCUAGCCACCUGCUCUUUUGUCAAGGGAGAUGCGGGAAAAACACAUAUUUACUGUACCAUAUCCCUGAUCUCUGGCACCAAGACCAAUUUAUAGCACUCUUUUUGUAAAAACAAACAAACGCUGUUUUUAAAUAUCUUGUAUUUUUCAAUAAACUUAAUGUUCAGCAAGCCAUUAA
Rhineura floridana is the source of this 1587-nucleotide messenger RNA. RefSeq names its product protein B4-like. NCBI's taxonomy places the organism in Eukaryota, Metazoa, Chordata, Lepidosauria, Squamata, Rhineuridae. Bases 373 to 1281 code for a protein of 302 amino acids. Gene Ontology annotation, cellular component: nucleosome. The transcript is spliced from 5 exons. Gene Ontology annotation, molecular function: DNA binding. Gene Ontology annotation, biological process: nucleosome assembly. The record is from RefSeq and is a predicted model, not a curated record.